AGCGUUGAUCUGGUUGAAUUGAGCUGCAAAAAAGAUGAAGUUUGGGAAAAUAUUUAAGAAGCAAAUGGUGCCAGAGUGGGUAGAAGCUUAUAUGGAUUACAAUGGCAUGAAAAGGGUUUUGAAAGAAAUACGUAGCUACAAGCACAGUAAGCUGACUAGAGCAGCGUCGAGAGUGUCGCAGCAGGCGGAGGCGUUGCACCGUUCGUUUAGUGGUUUGUCGUUCCAUCCUAGGCAUAGUGAACAUGCAGGGGAUAUUGAGGACCAAGUCAUAAAAGUUGACACGGUGCAGGAAGAUGGUUCUCGCAAGUUGUACGAGACAAAGUUUCUUAAAAAGUCUGAAGAAGGAGGGGAAUUCGAAGAGUUGUUCUUUAAGAAGCUUGAUGAGAAUCUAAACAAAGUUAACAAGUUUUACCGGGAUAAAGUUGAGGAAGUGCUGGAGGAAGCGGCUUUGCUAGAUAAACAAAUGGAUGCCUUGAUUGCGUUAAGGGUCAAGAUGCAAAAACCUGAUGCAGAUAAUCUGAAUUUGGAGAAGCAUCCCUCUGAUAAGGUUGUAGUAGAUACAUCUGAUAGCACAAUGAGAUCACCGGGGACUGCGAACACAGAUAUGGUACAUGGUAUUGAAAGAACUAACAUUCCAGAAGAAGAGGCCUCCCAUAUCGUGGCUGAUAUUGUCCCGGUUUCUCAUACUGAUGGAGAUGAAGAGGAAGCCAGUAUUGGUGAUAAGCAGGAUCUCCGUGAAAUUCUUGAACGUGUUAAGAUGAAUGAUGUGCUUGAAUCUCCUAUAUCUACCUUAAAAGGAGUUUUUGGGGAUUCUAAUGAACCAAUCUCUAAGAAAGGGUUGAAAAAAGCAGAGGAACAGUUGAGGCUUGUAUUUAGUGAGUUCUAUCAGAAACUUCGUCGUCUGAAGGAAUAUAGUUUCAUGAAUCUUCUGGCAUUUUCAAAAAUCAUGAAGAAGUAUGAGAAGAUUGCUUCGAGGAAUGCAUCCCGGAACUACAUGAAAAUUGUGGAUAAUUCAUUGAUUGGGAGUUCUGAUGAGGUUAACAGACUCCUGGAGAGAGUAGAGGUAACUUUCGUUAAGCACUUUUCAAGUGGUAAUCGAAGAGAAGGCAUGAAGUGUCUAAGGCCAAAAGUUAAAAGAGAAAGGCACAGGGUUACAUUCUUCUCUGGUUUUUUUUCUGGUUGCUCUAUUGCACUUGUUAUUGCUGUUGUUUUCAAGAUAGAAAGUAGAAAGAUCAUGGAGAAGAACUACGCGAAUAUUUACUUCUGGAGGCGUUAUAGAGUCAACUAUACCUUCAUCUUUGGUUUCAAGCAGGGAACAGAGUUGGGUUACAGAGAAGUUUUCCUGGUUAGCACCGGUCUUGCGGUUCUUGCUUUCAUCUGUUUCCUGCUAAAUUUGCAGCUUGAUAUGGACUGGAGGAUGAAAGAUCAUAAGACACUCCCUGAAGUUAUUCCUUUGGGUUUGGUCACUAUUGUUCUUUUCAUACUUUUUUGUCCUUUCAACAUCAUAUACCGCUCAAGUCGGUUUUUCUUUAUACGAUCACUGUUUCACUGCAUAUGUGCUCCUCUCUACGAGGUCACACUUCCAGAUUUUUUCUUGGGAGACCACCUAACCAGCCAGGUACAAGCCAUAAGGAGUUUUGAGCUAUUCAUUUGCUACUAUGGAUUAGGAGAGUACUUACAGAGGCAAAACAAGUGUCAUAGUCAUGGUGUUUACAAUGCCUUCUACUUUGUCGUUGCUGUUAUACCCUACUGGCUCCGCUUUCUCCAGUGCAUACGCAGAUUAUGCGAAGAAAAAGAAUCCGUACAUGGAUACAAUGCUCUGAAAUAUAUGUUGACAAUCAUUGCAGUCAUUAUAAGAACAGCUUAUGAACUGAAAAAGGGUCGCACUUGGAUGAUUUUGGCUCUUGUAAGCUCAGGUGUAGCGACAGGAAUGAACACAUUCUGGGACAUUGUUAUAGACUGGGGACUCCUCCGUAGGCAUUCCCAGAAUCCAUACCUAAGGGAUAAACUGCUUGUCCCUCACAAGAGUGUCUAUUUUGCAGCCAUGGUAGUGAAUGUGAUUCUAAGAGUGGCAUGGAUGCAGCUAGUGCUAGAGUUCAACUUGAAGUCACUUCACAAAAUCGCAGUAACAAGCAUUAUUUCAUGUUUAGAGAUUGUUCGCCGGGGAAUAUGGAGCUUCUUCAGGUUGGAGAAUGAGCACUUGAACAAUGUGGGUAAAUACAGAGCCUUCAAGUCAGUUCCACAUCCUUUCCAUUACUAUGAUGACGACGACAUUGACAAAGACGACUGAGCCAUCGUAAUGAGUUAAUAACACACACACUCUCUCUGUGAUUAUGUCUGAUGAUUGACCACUAAAAUAAUACAGAUCUUAGCCUUAA
Molecule: messenger RNA, 2378 nt
Organism: Arabidopsis arenosa
Lineage: Eukaryota; Viridiplantae; Streptophyta; Magnoliopsida; Brassicales; Brassicaceae
Source: the annotation of a GenBank genome assembly